Rhagoletis zephyria (snowberry fruit fly) is the source of this 577-nucleotide messenger RNA. RefSeq lists its product as uncharacterized. Lineage: Eukaryota; Metazoa; Arthropoda; Insecta; Diptera; Tephritidae. The record is from RefSeq and is a predicted model, not a curated record.
UUGAUUACAACGAGUAAUCCUAUCUCUUAAAUUACAUAUACCCAUGUAUGUGUGUUUAUAGAUUCCGCAGGGUUGGUAAAGGAAUUGAUAACAACAUCCAAAAUGCGAAUGCAGUUAUAAAGGCAUGCUGCACGUUACACAACUUUUUACUUGAGGAGAAAGAUGCCAUGCCUACAAUUUGGUUAAGUGAACAAACAAAUAUGGGCCGAAAUACAAAUUAUCCAAAUCACUCAACAAAUUUGAUGCACAAUAGACAUGAAGCCGAAGAUAUAAUAAACGCUCUCAGUAUACAUUUUGCAAUUUUUUCGUUAACUGCCAAGUUCUCAUGGACUGCUUGCUUAAAAACCUUGCCGAACUCCCCAUACAUUGUCAGUAACUUUUCAUUUCCUUUACUUGUUGCGCGCACAUUGGAAGACGAUGCUCGUUCCGAAGGCGGCGAGGGCAGCGCCAGUUCAGUGGAGGAUAGGGGAGAGGCUGACGCGAAUUCUUCAGUCCAUGACGAAGAUGAAAUGAAAUCAAAUAAAGAAAAAGAAAUUAAAUAAUAUGGAAUUUGUAUGUACAUAAAUUAAUAUUUUGU